GGCGGGGUGUGGAUGUACGCAGAUACGUUGUUGCAGCAUCACAACAGAGGAAUAUAAUAAGGAACCAGGGUUUUGUUUUGUGGAAUUAAUUUUAUUUCAAGCGAGUUAAAAAAAAAAGGUUAAGAUUCUCUACACCAUAUAAACGUGUCACACCACGGUUUCCCGGGCCAAUUCUUACCCACAUCCAUUUCUUUUCUGUGGUUAGCUAGCUAACUGGUGCCUGCGCCGUAACAUCAGACACUAAGUUUAGCCUCUUCAAAAAGAUUAUUUUAUAAAUGGCCUCACCGGACAGCGGGGACGGCGGAGAGUCCGACGUGACUCUUGCAGCAUGUGUCUUCGACAGCUUCAAUGAGAGCGACGAGACCAGAACUCUCAUCGCUAGUCUGCCGGAGGUCCACGAGGGCAUGGAAACCAGAGAAACCGCCGAACAGAGGUUUCUGGUGAUAAUGAACAGAUACCAAGAUCAGCCUCAUCUGCUGGACCCACAUCUAGAAUGGAUGGUAAACAUGAUACUGGACUUUGUAAAGAAUGAACAGUCUCCUUCUUCACUGGUUCACCUGGGCUUCAGGUUUCUCUAUAUUAUCUCGAAGGUAAGAGGCUAUAAAAUCUUCAUGCAUCAGUUGCCUCAUGAGGUAGCUGAUCUCCAGCCAGUUCUGGACCUACUGUCCAAACAGGAUUCCACAGACACUGAGACUUGGGAAACUCGCUACAUUCUGUUGUUGUGGCUGUCCAUGACCUGCCUCAUACCCUUUGACCUCUCUCGUCUGGAUGGCCACCUGGACUCAGAUGGAGGUAGCACGAGAGAAUCCACUAUGGACCGCAUCUUAAACAUUGCAAAGUCUUAUCUAGUCGUCAGCAGUAAACCCAGGGAUGCUGCAGCCGUACUGGUAUCAAAGUUCAUGACACGCCCUGAUGUGAAACAGAAGUGCCUUGGAGAUUUUUUGGACUGGAGCCUCUGCAUUAUUUCCCAGACCAGUGAUCAGUCACUGACGGAUGUUAGGGUGCUGGAUGGUGCCCUGCAGUCUCUGGCAAAGCUUUUUAAACAUGGGAAACGAGAUGACCUCCUGCAGUAUGCUCCUACAGUUCUGCAAUGUCUCGAGCAGAAACAUCUGUUAGAGAGCAGUGAGGCCAUUUUGAGGAAGUUCAGUGUCAAACUAAUGCAACGACUUGGCCUCAAUUUUCUGAAGCCACGUUUGGCUGCUUGGCGGUACCAGAGAGGCAGCCGCUCCCUGGCCGCAAACCUUUCCAUGUCCCAAACUGCUGUAACAGCUGAUGCUGUGACUCCUCAUGCAGACACACGGGAACAGGAGGAGGACUUUGACAUACCUGAAGAAGUAGAGACUGUUAUUGAGCAUCUGCUGGUGGGACUAAAGGACAAGGAAACAGUGGUGCGCUGGUCUGCAGCAAAAGGCAUUGGGAGGGUGACUGGGAGGCUUCCCAAGGAAUUGGCAGAUGAGGUUGUUGGAUCACUGCUGGACUGCUUGAGCUUCCAGGAAACUGACAAUGCUUGGCAUGGAGGCUGCCUGGCCUUGGCAGAACUUGGUAGGCGAGGCCUGCUGUUGCCUUCCAGAUUGACAGAUGUUGUGCCACUCAUCAUCAAGUCACUGAUCUAUGAUGAAAAGAGGGGAGCAUGCAGUGUUGGUUCUACUGUGCGAGAUGCUGCCUGCUAUGUGUGCUGGUCAUUUGCCAGAGCUUAUGAGCCCACAGAGCUCCAGCCUUUCGUCACUCAGAUUGCCAGCGCUUUGUUGAUCACGGCCGUGUUUGAUAGGAACGUUAACUGCCGCAGAGCUGCUUCUGCUGCCUUCCAGGAGAAUGUUGGCAGACAGGGAACUUUUCCUCAUGGUAUUGACAUUUUAACUGCAGCAGAUUACUAUGCUGUUGGAAAUCUCAACAGCUGCUACCUGAACAUCAGUGUUUACAUAGCCAGUUUCCCAGAGUACACCAAUGCUAUGAUAGACCAUUUAAUAGCCAUGAAGAUCAACCACUGGGACAGCGUGAUCCGGGAGCUCGCAAGUAAAGCUCUUCACCACUUGACGCCUCAAGCGCCUGAUUAUAUGGCAACAACAGUUCUGCCAAAGCUGUUGACCAUGGCUGUGGGCAUUGACCUUCACGGUCGCCAUGGAGCUAUUCUGGCAUGUGCAGAGGUCACGCAUGCUCUUUACAAACUGGGCCUUCAGACCAACAGGACUGUGGUGGACAUGAUUUCCUCAGAAUGCGUAGAUGCAUUAAAAAACAUUCACCAAAACCUACACAACAGAAAACAAUACAGGGGUUUUGGUGGAGAGCUAAUGAGACCAGCAGUGUGCAGCCUAAUAGAAAAGCUGUCCUUGUCCAAAAUGCCUUUUAAGAAUGAUCCACUUAUCGCCGAGUGGCAGCAAUUCAUUGAUGACACCAUACGAACCCUUCAUCUUGUUUCUUCUGGAGUGAAGGACAGCAUGAUGGAUGCUGUGAUAGCAGCCUUGUCUGCCUUGUGUGAGGAAUACUACCAGACACAGUCAGGACAGGCUGACCCACAAAUCCAAGAUGCCCUGGUAUCUCGAUACGUUGACGGACUCAAGAGUCCACAGAUACUCAUGCGUUGUGGAUCCGCCCUUGCCCUCGGCUGUCUGCCGAGAUUUAUCAUCAGUGGUAAACUGGAACAGAUCCUGGAAGGUCUUCAGCAGAUGUGCACAGUAACCCAGGAGGCGAGUUUUACAGAGGCGAGGAGAGAUGCUGUCAAGGCAAUUUCUCAAGUGUGUGUGACGGUUGGUGUUUGCGUCCAGGGUUCCCCAGACUCUGCUCUUUGUGGUGAAAAUGUAGCUGGGGUGUAUGACACGCUGCUCAAAAACAUCAACGACUACACAACCGACAGCAGAGGGGACAUAGGAGCCUGGGUGAGGGAGGCAGCAAUGACCAGUCUGAUGGAUGUGACACUGCUGGUGGCCAGCACUGCUCCAGAGAUCCUUUCUUCAGAUCAGAUGAGAUGCAUGAUGUGUGGCCUGGCCAAGCAGGCAGCUGAGAAGAUCGACCGAUCCAGAGCCCACGCCGGCAACAUCUUCUUGCGCCUCCUCCAUAGCACAGAGCCUGCAGUACCACAUAUCCCCCACCGGGAGGAGGUCUUGGCCAUUUUUCCUGUUGAGACGAUAACCAGUCUGAACUGGAACGCUUCAUCCCAGUCAUUCCACUAUAUCAGUCAGCUGCUGGGACUGCCACAGUAUCACUACCACACCCUGCUAGGGCUCACCGUGUCUGUGGGAGGGAUCACCGAGUCUACGGUAAAUUUUUCCUCCCAGUCAUUGCUCAACUACCUGAAAGGAAUCCAAGACGACAGUGUUGCUCUGACACAGUUUGGAGAUACUUUGCUCUCCAUCUUCAGAGACAAUCUCCACAAUGAUAGGGUAAAUAUUCCUUUUCUUAAGAUGCUCAAUCUGUUGCUCACAAACGGCUGCUUUGAAAUCUUCAACACACAAGAGAAUCAUCAGUUCUGUGUGGAUAUUCUGGAUCUUUGCAAAGAGCUCAGGAAAUCCAAAGAUGUCACAAAGCUGAAUGCCUGUAUAGCCAUCUUCUGUGGUCUGAUGCAGUUCCAGGGUGAGGUUAGGAAGAAGGUUCUGUCCCAGCUGCUCAUGCUACUCUGCCAUUACUUCCCUGUGGUAAGAAGGAGCACAGCGAGUCAAAUGUAUGAGAUGCUGCUGAUCCACGACGAUGUCGUCGAUCCAGAGUUGCUGGAUGAUGUGUUGACCCUGCUGAGCGAUACUGACUGGGGGAAUGACCUCGACACAGUACGGGUUCACAGGAAUCAGCUGUGUGACUGGUUUGGAAUCUGCAGGCCGAGGGUGGUUGCCAAGCAGAAUCCUGUUCCGGGUCCCUGAGUUGCCUGUGAAAUUCAGCGGGGAAAUAUGUAGCGGCAGAAAAAUUAGGAACAGACCAAGAAUAAUGUAAUCAUGUACAAGUUUUAUGUGACAAUAAAGCCACAAAAACAUUA
Solea senegalensis (Senegalese sole) is the source of this 3961-nucleotide messenger RNA. It is a transcript of the gene tbcd, whose product is annotated as tubulin folding cofactor D. NCBI's taxonomy places the organism in Eukaryota, Metazoa, Chordata, Actinopteri, Pleuronectiformes, Soleidae. Gene Ontology annotation, molecular function: beta-tubulin binding; GTPase activator activity. Gene Ontology annotation, biological process: microtubule cytoskeleton organization; tubulin complex assembly; bicellular tight junction assembly. Gene Ontology annotation, cellular component: lateral plasma membrane. The record is from RefSeq and is a predicted model, not a curated record. The transcript has 39 exons. The coding region runs from base 276 to 3848 and encodes 1190 amino acids.